Teleopsis dalmanni is the source of this 3462-nucleotide messenger RNA. RefSeq lists its product as uncharacterized. NCBI's taxonomy places the organism in Eukaryota, Metazoa, Arthropoda, Insecta, Diptera, Diopsidae. Gene Ontology annotation, cellular component: nucleus; cytoplasm. The coding region runs from base 29 to 3343 and encodes 1104 amino acids. Gene Ontology annotation, biological process: protein phosphorylation; actin cytoskeleton organization. The transcript is spliced from 6 exons. The record is from RefSeq and is a predicted model, not a curated record. Gene Ontology annotation, molecular function: protein serine/threonine kinase activity; ATP binding.
GGUCACACAUCGAACAACUGGUGAGGUGAUGGUACUAAAAAUGAAUCAAUUGCGUGCAAAUCGACCAAAUAUGUUAAGAGAAGUCCAACUACUUAACAAAUUGUCACAUCCAAAUAUAUUAAGUUUUUUGGGUGUUUGUGUACAUGAAGGUCAACUACAUGCUCUCACCGAAUACAUAAAUGGUGGCUCAUUGGAACAGUUACUGGCUAAUAAAGAUAUCACACUGACUCCUGUGAUGAAAUUAAGGUUAGCAUUAGGCAUCGCAAGGGGUAUGUCCUAUGUACAUGAUGCAGGAAUUUUUCACAGAGACUUAACUAGUAAAAAUGUGCUUAUACGUAACUUACCAGAAGGUCAAUUUGAAGCUGUAGUAGGUGAUUUCGGCUUGGCUGCUAAAAUACCAGAUAAACAUGGUAAAACACGCAUCGAUACCGUCGGGUCACCAUACUGGGUAAGCCCCGAGUGCUUAAAGGGUCAGUACUAUGAUCAAACAAGUGAUGUGUUUUCUUUUGGCAUUAUACAAUGUGAAAUAAUAGCGCGUAUUGAAGCGGAUCCCGAUAUAAUGCCCCGUACAGAUUCAUUCGGUUUGGAUUAUCUAGCAUUCGUCGAAUUAUGUCCAAUGGAUACACCUCCUGUACUCUUAAGACUGGCGUUUUAUUGUUGUAUAUAUGAUCCAAAAAAUCGACCAACUUUCCAUGAUGCCACAAAGAAAUUAAUUCUACUCAUUGAAAAAAUUGAGCAUGAUGCUUUAAGUGCUAGCACGAGUCCGUUAAGUUCACUGGAACUGAAUUGUUCAACAAGUGGCAGUGAUUCAGAAAAUCAAGUUAUUCUUUCAACGCCCUAUAAUGAUCGUAAUGGUCGUGGUGAUCAAUAUAUGGUCGGACGGCAAAAUGGCAGUACUACAAAAAAAACAGCUUCAGCAAUAACCACAGCUCCAGCUGGUGUACUGACUCCACGACAUUUGCGACAAGUUGACGAAAACGGAUUUCUUUUUCCUAACGGUUCUGUUAACAAUACGGCAUCUGAUUCAUUUAUAUGCACAUCACCAAAUAGUUCCACUGGCUACAACGAAUUUGAAGAUCGCAUUGUUAAAACGCGUGUAAGGCGUGUCACAAAAAAAUUAGAAGCUGAGCUAUUUCUGCAAAAACAUCGACGCUCGCUGAGCGAGAAUAUUAUACAUUUUCCUUUGCAUACAACUCCCAGUGAUAAAGCGCGCUGUCAUCAAAUGCAGCGCCAACGUUCGACAACCCAGUCACCUACUCCACCACCUGCUGGUGAUUACAGUGUCGGUCAAACAACGACUUCUUCUGAUCCUCCUGCUUCUAUGGUGCUAACGCUGCGCAAAGUAGCUGAAACAAUGUGCUUAAAGGACCCGCAAUACAAGCCCAUACGUACAGAUCAGAACGGCAUUAAGACGAAUCCAUUUACAGCGCUGGCACAGUUGCGUGGUGUGAAAAAAAUAUUGGGUGCUAAUCCAAAAACUUACGCUGCUGGUGUGGGUGAUCUAUUCAGUUCAUGUUUUGAGAUGACUGCACCAUUCUUUAAAGAAUUGGCUGCACUGCAAAAGAGUGGAGUGUUAACGGAUACCAGUACUAGUAAUAAUAAGAACUUAACAUCUAAUACAUCUAACGAACCAAAGAGUUUACCCACAUCACCCCAAUUAACGCGAAAGUUUAGUGCUUUUGAGUUAAAACUAUCCACAAAUGUAGCUUUACCAACAACAAAUUUGUCAGCUGAAGAUGAUGAUGAUUGUGAUGACUGCACUUCUGAUGCUGAACAAGAUGGUGAUAAUGGUGGCAACUGUGCUGAUGCCGAAUCGAGCGAUGACUCUGCAGAGCGCCCAACUCAUGUAACAACGCCUACAACCCGCAAAUAUCGAGCUAAUUCUCUUUUUACUCAUCCACUUUUUCGUGGUACGAACGGUGCUAAAAGUGAAGACAGUUCAACAAGUAUUGCCUCGCCGAGUUCCUUGCCAACCGCACUGAGUGUAGAUGCUAAAUUAAACGAACAUGCAAAAAAAUCCAAAGAAAAGAGUGUAACAACAUCCACACCAUGUCCACCGACACCGCCGCCACCACCUUCAGCACCUCUUGUAGCCACACCUGCCUCAGUAUCAUCUUGCACUGAUUACGAUUUGCACGAAGUUAAAAGUUCCGACAUUUUACCAACAAAAAGCACUCUAACAAGACGAGAUUCGAUUGAAAGCGGUUUCUACUCAUGCUUCAAUGAGGAGUCCGACAUAGCUUUCAACAGUACAUAUCGUCAAUUAAAUGGAGUAUGUUCCUCUCUCGGUUACGCCUGUAGCAAUAAUUGUUGUUUUGAACAGUUAAAGUCACAACUUAUGUUGGAUGAAAGCAACCAAAGUGAAAUUAAUGAUAAAUUAGCCAGUUUAUGCCGCUGCUGUUAUUAUGCUUCCUCCACCCCCUCAUGUCAAGGAACGCAAAAUUUGCACAACGAUUCUUCUUCUACAUCUUCGUCUGUAUUACUUAUUGACGAUGCUGUUGGCAACACAUCAGCUAUGACAUCUACUGGUAAUGCAGCAGCACUUCGCUCUUUUGAUGAUUUGGAACUACCGGACACUACAAGACCUCAUAGACGCUAUCACUGCCAUCAUCAGCUGUUUAGCUGCAAUGGCGAUGCAAACAGUACGAGUAAUGGUGGUACACCAGGUACUUUCGAUAUGGGAUUAAUUAAUCGAUUAGCUCUUGAUUCUGAGCUCCAUUCAAUUAUGCAACGGCAUCCGUUUGCCACAAAUCAAUUGCUUUAUUGCAAAAAUCGAACCUCGUCCAUAUACACUGAUAGUUCUGAUGAUAUCAGUAGCUUAGCUGGCUCCGAUUCCUUAUUAUGGGAUGAUCGUUCGUUUACGUCAAUACCAAGUACACGGUCAGCGCAAAUAGCGAAAAUCGUCGAAUAUUUUGAACGUAAACGACAGGGAACUGAAAGUUUACCCAGUUAUCAGCGUGGCGGAAGUUGCAACACAAAUGCUGCAUCUGCGAGUGGUUCAACUUCGUCCUCAUCUUCAAUGGCAGCUGCAGUAGCCGCAUCAGCUUUGGGCAGUAAUUAUUUAUCAUAUGAACGCAGAUAUUCUGAUUUUAAAAGACAUGCAGCCAUCAAUUCUGACUAUGAAGCAUUUUGCUUUGAGUUGGACAAAAAACCAACCCAACAACGCCUGACGGUAUGUGAGGGUGCAGUUAAAUCUAAGUUGCAAAUAUUUGAUAAAUUAAAGCAACAACAACAACAGCAGCAACAGCAGAAACAACUGCAGCAGCAGCAACAGCAACAACAAAUCUUACAACAACACUCCCUACCGCUGGCGGCGAAUAGCAAAAACUCAGCUAACAUCUAACUCUAAUGCUAAAUAGUAAGCUCUAAAUUCAACGUCGAGAAUUAGAGAGAGAAACUGCAUAAAUAUAUUUAUAAAGUAACAACAAAAUUAAGAUACUUUAUUUAAACUAAAGCUGCUAA